Messenger RNA from Formica exsecta, 1378 nucleotides. It is a transcript of the gene alphaSnap, whose product is annotated as alpha-soluble NSF attachment protein. The record is from RefSeq and is a predicted model, not a curated record. Gene Ontology annotation, biological process: SNARE complex disassembly; intracellular protein transport. Gene Ontology annotation, cellular component: SNARE complex; vacuolar membrane. Gene Ontology annotation, molecular function: syntaxin binding; soluble NSF attachment protein activity. The coding region runs from base 178 to 1056 and encodes 292 amino acids. Lineage: Eukaryota; Metazoa; Arthropoda; Insecta; Hymenoptera; Formicidae. The transcript is spliced from 5 exons.
GACAGAUUGGCGACCCUGACGAUGAUAAUGCUCGAUGCUCGAUGCAUUGAUGAUUCGUUGUACUUUCGGUUUUAGUGAGAUCUCACGAUAAAAAGAGAGAUUUAGAAUUGAAAUUUAUCAAGUGCGAUUGAUAAACCUGAGGGACUCCUGAAAAAAAGUCCAUUCGGCGACAUCGUCAUGGCCGAUAGUGAGCAAAAGGCAUUGCAACUGGUAGCAGAGGCCGAGAGAAAGUUAUCGUCGUCGAAGAGCUUCUUUGGCGCACUGUUCGGAAGCUCAUCAAAAAUUGAAGAGGCAGUAGAAUGUUAUCAACGUGCAGCAAAUCUGUUCAAGAUGGCAAAAAAAUGGAAUUCGGCGGGAAAGGCAUUUUACGAUGCGGCAGAUUUACAUGCAAAAGCGGGUGGUCGGCAUGACGCAGCCAAUAAUUAUGUAGAUGCUGCCAAUUGCUUCAAAAAAUCUGAUACAAAUGAGGCAAUCAGCUGUUUGUUAAAAGCCAUUGAGAUUUAUACUGACAUGGGCCGUUUCACAAUGGCAGCAAAACAUCAUCAAAGUAUAGCUGAGAUCUACGAAAGCGACGCAGUUGAUUUGGAGCGUGCGGUACAUCAUUAUGAGCAAGCUGCAGAUUAUUUCCGUGGUGAAGAAAGUAAUUCCUCGGCAAAUAAGUGUCUUCUUAAAGUUGCACAAUAUGCUGCUCAACUUGAAAAUUAUGAUAAAGCCAUUCAGAUCUAUGAGCAGGUUGCUUCUGCAUCAUUAGAAAGUUCUUUACUCAAAUACAGUGCUAAGGAAUAUUUUUUUCGUGCUGCAUUGUGCCAUUUGUGUGUCGACUCAUUAAAUGCUCAACAUGCAAUUGAGCGUUAUCAAGAACAGUACCCAGCUUUUCAAGAUUCUAGAGAAUAUAAAUUAAUAAAGACACUGAUAGAACAUUUGGAAGAUCAAAACCUUGAAGGUUAUACAGAAGCUGUUAAGGAAUAUGAUUCAAUUUCAAGAUUGGAUCAAUGGUAUACAACAGUAUUAUUACGUAUCAAAAAGCAAAUUCACGAUAACCCGGAUCUACGCUGAUCAGUUGUUUCUUAUCUUUGUUACUUUCUGGCAACAAUAUUAUUUCAGCUCCAUAUAGAUUUGUUUUUGAGUCGCGUCCUGCUUUCGAUAGAAACUAUAUAGUAUUUCAUAUAUAUAGUUUUUAUAUAAUGGCUCACACAAUUAUAUCACCUUUUCGUAGGCUAUAAUCGUUCUCGACAAUUCUCAUUAUUUAUGUAAACAUUUUUUUAAAUCUUUACAUAUCCACGAAAUCGUGGAAGAUUACAGUCUGCAAGAAUAUAAGAAAUGAUUAUUUUGAACAUCUCAGUCUUUAUGUUUGGAUGUGUGUGCAUGUGUGUAUUCU